AUGGUAUCCGACCUUUCCUCAUGGCAUGGCAGUCUAUGGGAAGCGGCGGUGAAGAGCCUAAAAUUCCACUUACGAAGAGUCAUCGGAGCACAAAAGCUUACAUUUGAGGAGCUAUCAACAUUGUUAUCACAGCUGGAAUCGUGCCUGAACUCAAGGCCACCGUGUGCCCUGAGCGAAGAUACCGAGGACAUCAACUUCCUCACUCAAUUAAAUUUUAUAGCGAGUGGCCCCACCCUCACCAUCAUCAAAACUGAAAGGGACGAGCGCACUCACGUCAGCAAUACACGCGCUCGAGACGCCGGCGCGGGCUUAUCAACGGUGUCGGAUAUCUAG
This is a messenger RNA of Parnassius mnemosyne (clouded apollo), 333 nucleotides long. The record is from the annotation of a GenBank genome assembly. Lineage: Eukaryota; Metazoa; Arthropoda; Insecta; Lepidoptera; Papilionidae.